This is a messenger RNA of Callorhinchus milii (elephant shark), 999 nucleotides long. Its product is annotated as tumor necrosis factor receptor superfamily member 14-like. NCBI's taxonomy places the organism in Eukaryota, Metazoa, Chordata, Chondrichthyes, Chimaeriformes, Callorhinchidae. Gene Ontology annotation, molecular function: protein binding. Gene Ontology annotation, cellular component: external side of plasma membrane. The record is from RefSeq and is a predicted model, not a curated record. The transcript is spliced from 7 exons. Bases 1 to 780 code for a protein of 259 amino acids. Gene Ontology annotation, biological process: negative regulation of alpha-beta T cell proliferation; defense response to Gram-positive bacterium; positive regulation of peptidyl-tyrosine phosphorylation.
AUGUAUCAGGUGGAAUACAUUUACUAUCCUGUUCUUGCAGUUGUCGGCAUCUCCGGAAUGGGACUUUUAGAUGCACAGCAAUGCACCUACUUCCAAAAUUCUAUUUGUCAUUGCAAAGGUUACUUCUGUGUGGAGAGGAAAUGGAGAGGAUGUGAGACGUGCAGAAAGCACAGCCUGGGUCCUGUAGGUGAAGGAGUUAAAAAGAAAGGAACAAUCUGGGAAGACUAUGUGUAUGAAACGUGUCCUCAUGGAACAUAUUCAGAUAAUGUUUCUACUGAAGAGUGUAAACCAUGGACUAAAUGCAAAGAAUUGAACAAACUUGUGGUUAGACCAGGAAAUGCUUCCAUGGAUGCAGAGUGCAAAGAGAAGAUAAACAUAGCACAUAUAUUGCUUAUUGUAAUACCUGUAAUGACUGUAGCGAUUGGUGGUGUCCUUGGAAUUUUGUACUGGAAGAGACGAGCUGUGAGAAAGCAUACAGACGGGUGUUGGACUCACACGGAUGCCGACCAGGCCAGAAAAUACUGUCAUCCAAGUGACACACAAUGUCCAACUUCAGGCCCCUCAGUCCCUCCCCCAACAGCGAGUGAUCCUCUUAUGGCAGCGUCAGGAACUGAAGCAAAUGAUGUUGACAAAACACGAUUAGGAAACAAUCAGAAAGAGGAAAAUGUGAAUUUGUCGAUACAAAUCUCUAAUGAACGUCAUGAUUCAGGAAUUGGUAGUUCAGAUACCAGUCAUAGGACUAACUUAGAAAAUAUUGAAGAAGGAGCAGCAAACACCUGAACUACAAGAUCACUCAUGGAGUGGGUUGGAAGUGCUUGGAUUGACGUUUGUGGAGCGUCAGACAUUCUCAGGGCAUUUGAAAUGAAAUGUGUGCAGAUCUUUCGUCGAUGGGCAGCCGGAGGAGCAGACGCCAGGGCAGAUACAAGGAAAGGUGAUGGAAACCAACUCACUGGACUCAUUUAAAAGGCAGUUUGAGGUACUGAUGGGCUUUGAAGGAGG